AGAGAAGAACCUUACGAGAGAGAGAGAGAGAGAGAGAGAGAGAGCGCCCAACACACUUCUCUGCAUCAGUGCAUCUACCAAAUAAAAUACAAUAAAACCAUCCUCCAUUACUCACUCUCUGAUAUGUUCAUCAUCCUCAAGCUGUGAUUAAUCUCUUGCUUUCACUGCUAUUAUCUUAUAUUUGCGAGAGAUAGAGAGAGAGAUCCAAUGGAGUACGAAAGGAUUGACAAAGCUCAGGGUUUAGAUGAGAAUGGAUUUGACCCAUUUGUUCUUUCCACACCUGCAGAAUGGAAUAAUUUCUCCUAGUAAACUCAGGAUGAAGCUUAUGGGGGCUCACCAUCACAAGAAGAAGGAUGGAUCCAACUGUAACUCAUCUAGAACUUCACCUUCAAGGCUUGAGGAUGCUGAAUUUGUGGACAGCUUGCUUGCCUCAAAAACUGACAGCCUUAACGAUGAAGCUAUAUCUCCCAGCUUAGAGAUACUGUCAUCAAAGCCAUCCAGUGAUGUACUACUGGACCAAAGACACUGUGUUCAUAAUUCUUAUGAGCCAAAGGAGACAAUGCCUAGGGAAAAUGGUGACUCGAGUCGUGUGACGAUGCAGCAUGUUUUGAAGCAUGAUAGUGGCAAUUCCAGUGCAAUUCACCCGGUGAGGACAACUGAAGAUGAAAAUCUUGAUUAUGACAGUAAUGCUAGCUCAUCAAGUUUUGAGUUUCAUAAAGGAGAAAGAUCAAUGAGCAAUCCUGCAACAAGAUCCCUGUUGAGACCUAUCCCGUCUAAGUGGAAUGAUGCUGAGAAAUGGAUAAUGAAUAGGCAAAAUAUACAAUUUAACUACUUGAAAAAGAAUGUUGUACAAAGCCAAGCCAAUCGCAUGCCAGCAACAAGCAUGGUGAGGGUUGCUCCAGAGUCCGCUAAUUAUGAUCAUCAUAAGCUAGCAAUUAGCAGAGUAACUGAAACAAAGGGAGUUGAUUUCUGUCAACCAACAACUUCACAUGCUGGGUUCGAGAAAUUCUCUUUUGUUCCAUCUGAGGCUCGUUCAGUUUCAGGUCAAGCUCAUGGAAGGGUUCCAACAGUGGACUCCCUUCCCCAAAGCAAAGAUUUGAAGGAUGUAAAUGAAUUAAUUAUAUCCUGCUCAAGUACAGAUGAUCAAAAAGCUAUUCCUGGGAUCAGAUCAGUUGCUAUGAGAGACAUGGGAACAGAGAUGACCCCUGUGACCAGUCAAGAACCUUCACGAACUGCUACACCGGUUGGGUCCAUAAGUCCACUGCGUAGCCCAUCUUCCUCAAUACCUUCUACUCCUAGGAGGGAAGCCCCUGCUCCUACACCUUUUGAGAGCAAAUCUGAUGAGGAUUCACACUUUCCAGUUGGAAGCAACAAGAAACAGUUGUCAGAAGAAGAGAUUAAGCUCAAGACAAGAAGAGAGAUUGCAGCUCUAGGAAUGCAGCUUGGUAAGACGAAUAUCGCUGCAUGGGCUAGUAAAGAAGAGCAGGACAAGAACAAAUCUUCAGUUCAUAACAUAAAUGAAGAAGAACUUGAGAGAAUUGAAUUUGAAAAACGUGCUGCUUUGUGGAUGGAAGCUGAAAAAUCUAAACACACUGCAAGAUAUAAGCGAGAAGAAAUUAAAAUUCAGGCAUGGGAAAGUCAACAGAAGGCAAAAUUAGAAGCAGAAAUGAGGAGAAUUGAGUCCAAAGUUGAGCAAAUGAGAGCCCAAGCUCAUGCAAAGAUAGUGAAAAAGAUUGCUUUGGCACGGCAAAGAUCUGAAGAAAAGCGUAUUGCUGCUGAGGCUCGAAAAAAUCGAGAAGCGGAAAGAACUGCGGCUCAAGUAGAAUAUAUACGUCAAACCGGUCGAAUGCCAUCUUCAAAUUACACUUGUUGUGGUUGGCUGUGAUGUAACUAAAGCACUGCAACUGGAAGAAAAGAUGAUGCUUCUCUUUGAAUGCAGUAGAUGACGGUCUUUAUUUUUACACAUUGCAUUUUGUGUUAUAGGUCACUCAAAUCUUGUAAGUUCCCAAACAACCGAGUGGAAGUUCGUGCGUGAAGUGAGAUUAAUAGAGGGAAAAGAGAGAGAGAAAGCUAUGAUGUUUACGGUUCACAAAAAUUUGUAAAGAUCAGCCUGUAAUCAUAAGGUGUGAACAUUUCUUUUUGUUCAGUUUGACAUUCUAUCCACUGGAAUUUCUUACUUGCUCA
Molecule: messenger RNA, 2184 nt
Organism: Prosopis cineraria
Lineage: Eukaryota; Viridiplantae; Streptophyta; Magnoliopsida; Fabales; Fabaceae
Exons: 6
Coding region: 245-1885 (546 amino acids)
Source: RefSeq, a predicted model, not a curated record